AUUUGUUUGCGUCACAAAUCAAAGGAAAUUCCCUAUCCACCAUUCUAUGAAUAAAUAUGUGAUUUUUUGGGGCACAUGUAGUAAUUUACGAGUGCACGGGCAAUUUAUAGUUGCCAAUAUAGAGAAGUGGAACACAAAAUUUUGUAAAUGAGACUUGGGGUGUGUUUUUUGUUGACGAUCGCGUCAGUGUGGGGCUUCCCUGAGCGGAGAGCGCCCGAGAAGCCGCAGCUAUCUCAAAUUGCUCACCAGGUGGAAGAGAGGAAGGAGAAUAAAGCGAGAGAAGCGCCCAUAGACUGCAAAGGGAAGAGCGCCACCAGUAUAGCUCAGAAGGCGGCCGCAGAGGCGAAGGCUGCUCAGGCGGCGCAGAACGCGGCUGGUGCCCAAGCUGCACAUAUGGUAAAAACCCAACUAGCGGAAAAAGCACUGCAAGCAGCCAAAGCAGCUGAAGCGGCUCUAGCCGGUAAACAAGCUGUAGUUGAACAACUGCAACAGGAAGUAAAAGAAGCAGAAGCUGUGGUCGCUGAGAAUACAGCCGCUGUACGGCAGCAACAGUCGACUGUCAAUACCGCUGUUCAGGCAGCGCAGCAAGCUACUGCACAGCACAGACUAUUGAUGCAGGCAACACAAUUAGCAAGCCAAAUGGAGAAAUCCGCACAUUGCGUACUAGAGAAGACGAAGAUCGGACUGCAGGAGAAAUGUCACAAUUUGUCCGAAGCUAGGGCAAGGUUGGCUCACCUCCAACACAAGUUGCAAUGCGCCUGCGCAGAAUGCGCAGCAACAAAGCAAGCGGCACACGCCGCGUGUGAAGCCGCAAGAGCUGCAUGCGGAAAUGCUAGAAGGAAAAAACAUGUAAGCAGUCGGAAUGCUCCAAUACAAAAAGAAACUAAAAAUGGAUGAUAAUGGAAUUAAGAUAUUUACAUUGUAAGCAAUUGGCGUAACGUAUUUCUGUUACUUAUAAGUAACUAUUUCAAUUCAAGAAACUGCUAUGUAUGAUGUAACUUCUCCGGUACAAGAAAAACUUUCUUAAUGUUUUUCACCUUUCGAUUUCUGUUAAAUAUUUAUUCCGAGUACAGAUAGUGAUCUGGUAACAUCAUCAAAAAUGUGUGGAUACAGAAAUAAUGGACUUUUUAGACUGAUAUAAUUUACUAUAGUUUUGUAAUUAACAAUGUUAAGAUGUCAUUUGAUAUUUUGAUAGAACUACGGUUG
Molecule: messenger RNA, 1206 nt
Organism: Galleria mellonella (greater wax moth)
Lineage: Eukaryota; Metazoa; Arthropoda; Insecta; Lepidoptera; Pyralidae
Product: tol-Pal system protein TolA-like
Exons: 3
Coding region: 148-897 (249 amino acids)
Source: RefSeq, a predicted model, not a curated record